Oldenlandia corymbosa var. corymbosa is the source of this 3259-nucleotide messenger RNA. Lineage: Eukaryota; Viridiplantae; Streptophyta; Magnoliopsida; Gentianales; Rubiaceae. The record is from the annotation of a GenBank genome assembly.
UUCCUCGUAAAACCCUUGCCUCCAAAAUUCCACGGACAAACUUCUUCCGCCACUGACGCAGUUAUCGCCUCUCUCUCCCCGCCGUUGUUUUGGUAAAACCCUAACCAUGGAAUCGAAGCUUAGUUUUCCGGCGGAUAGUCCACCUCUCGCCGUCAUUGUGGCGGCCAAAAUCGCCGGUGUGCCGUUAUCUACUGACCCGACCUUGUCUUCCGGUUCUCCUCCCACUCUACUCCUCCCCAGCGGAUUGAAGCUUCAAGGACUAAAUGUACUGCUGCGAUACAUCGGUCGUGCAGGAAACAUUCCCAAAUUCUACGAUAGGGAUGCGGUUGAGUCUAGCCAGAUUGACCAAUGGAUAGAAUAUGCGGCUGUUUUCGCUUCUGGUUCUGAGUUCGAAGGAGCAUGUGGAUAUGUUGAUGGGUAUCUGCUCCAGCGCACAUUCUUGGUUGGUGUUGAUUUGUCAAUUGCCGAUGUAGCCAUCUGGUCAGCUCUUGCAGGAACUGGACAAAGAUGGCAAAGUUUGCGAAACUCUAAAAAGUACCAGAACCUAGUUCGAUGGUUUAAUUCGAUACAUGCAGAAUAUGAUGCUGUUCUGAGCAAAGUGACUGCAAUGUAUACUAGCAAAAAAGGUUUGGGGACACAAACUGUUUCAAAACCCAAAGAGCAACAGAUUUCUAGUGCACAGUCCGGUAAUGGGAACUCUGCUGUAAAUGAAAAGGGAAUUGGAGGGACCCGGCAAACUUUUGAAGUAAAUCUUCCAGGGGCGGAGGUUGGAAAGGUACGGGUGCGCUUCGCUCCAGAGCCAAGCGGCUAUCUUCACAUUGGCCACUCAAAAGCGGCUCUCUUAAAUAAGUAUUUUGCCGAAAGGUACGAAGGGAAGCUGAUUGUACGCUUUGAUGAUACAAAUCCUGAUAAAGAAAGCAGUGAAUUUGUCGAUAAUCUUCUAAAAGAUAUAGAUACGCUGGGGAUCAAAUAUGAGACUGUUACAUAUACAUCUGAUUAUUUUUCUGAGAUGAUGAAAAAGGCUGAGGAUUUGAUCCUUCAGGGUAAAGCGUAUGUUGACAACACAUCUCGUGAACAAAUGCAGAAGGAACGGAUGGAUGGUAUAGAAUCCCGGUGUAGAAAUAAUUCAGUGGAGGAGAACCUUAGAUUAUGGAAAGAAAUGGUUUCUGGAUCUGAGGAAGGUUUGAAAUGUUGUGUGAGAGGCAAAUUAAACAUGCAGGAUCCAAACAAGUCCUUGAGGGAUCCAGUAUACUACCGCUGCAACCUCACUCCGCAUCACAAGAUCGGCUCCAAGUACAAAGUCUACCCCACAUAUGAUUUUGCCUGUCCUUUUGUUGAUGCUAUUGAAGGUAUCACGCAUGCCCUUCGUUCCAGUGAGUAUCAUGAUCGUAAUGAUCAAUACCACUGGAUUCAGAAGGAUAUGGGAUUUCCAAAGGUCCACAUAUAUGAAUUCAGCCGGGUGAAUUUGGUCUACACGCUUCUUAGCAAGCGUAAGUUGCUGUGGUUUGUCCAAAAUGGAAAGGUUGAUGGGUGGGAUGAUCCCCGCUUCCCUACUGUUCAAGGAAUAGUACGUAGGGGACUGAAGAUCGAAGCAUUGAUUCAGUUCAUGCUGGAACAGGGGGCGUCAAAGAAUCUCAAUCUUAUGGAAUGGGAUAAACUUUGGGCCAUCAAUAAAAAAAUUAUCGAUCCAGUGUGUCCCAGGCAUACGGCAAUUACUGAACACAGAAGAGUUUUGUUGACACUGACAAAUGGCCCCGAGGAUUCUUUUGUCAGGAUCAUACCUAAGCAUAAAAAGUUUGAAGGUGCAGGUGACAAAGCUACUACUUACAUGAGGAGAAUAUGGAUUGAACAAGAGGAUGCACAAUUGAUCUCCGCCAAUGAGGAAGUGACCUUGAUGGAUUGGGGAAAUGCCGUGAUAAACCAGAUUGAGAAGGAUCAGGAGGGCUAUGUGACCCAACUUACCGGGGUUUUGCAUCUUGAGGGGUCUGUUAAGACCACAAAGUUGAAGCUGACAUGGUUGCCAGAUAGCAACGAGCUUGUUACUCUCUCAUUGGUUGAUUUUGAUUACUUGAUCACAAAGAAGAAGGUAAGAACUCGUUAAAUCCAUUCGAUUAUGUGGUAUCUAAACCUUUUCCUUGGAUAAAAACUAAAAUGUAUUACCAAGUACGCUGUUCUUACUAAUGACAUCAGGUCUUCUUGUUAUAUUGUAUUGUUGGCUUGGGAAUUUGCAAGUAUAUGUUCUGAAUAUUCAUGUCCCCGGAAAAAUUGCAUUUGUAUCAUACUCUAGCAUGCCAUAUAUAAUUACUGGGGAUGGAGAUUUUAGCAUAUUAGGCCUUCAAUUUCUGAAGACAAAUCCGAGGGAUCGUGAAUCAAGUUUGCUCUUGUAUUCCUCGGGUUGUGAUUUACUUCAACAAUUUUACUCCCCCAAAACUAAACAAAACAAAGCAAGAAAAUGUUUUAUGCAUUGUCUUCAUUUCUCCCGCUCUAAAACCCUCUGGUUCUUGCAUUAGCAUUGUGCAGCCUUUUCAGAUGGGCAUCCAAUUAAUGGUGUACUUCAGCACCUGAUAUCAUAUAACCACUGAGAGAUUGAUCUUUAUGCAACAUUUUUCCAUGAGUUCAAUUUACUUUGUGAUAAUCUUCUACUUCAUUUUCUACUCUGUCUUAAGUUUUCUAGACUACCCAUGUCAGCUCAAUGUUGUGCGUUUCAUAUUUUUGUGUGUGGUUUCAUCAACUCGUGCUUAAUUUCUUUAAUAUCCUGCUUGAAUAGUUUUGCUGAAUUUUCACUGAACUGUAGCUGGACUUGAGUUUCUGUUCCGUUUGAUUUUGAAUUUUAGCUCGAGGAGGAUGAGGAUUUUGUGGAUGUUGUCAAUCCAUGCACCAAAAUGGAGACCGCUGCACUUGGGGACUCCAACAUGAGGAACUUGCAGCGUGGUGACAUAAUUCAGCUGGAGAGAAAAGGGUACUACAGAUGCGAUGUCCCCUUGAUAAGAACAUCCAAGCCCAUAGUUCUGUUUGCUAUCCCAGAUGGCAAACAGACGUCAGUAAUGAAGUUCAAAAACACAUAAUUCAAACAUCUUUUUUUGUGUAUUAAUAUUUUGUGCAAUUGUAGACGAUAAUUGCGACAUGUAUUUUGCCCUUGUUCAAUGCACAUGACAAUCGAGAUUUAACUUCAGGAUUCUCUAACUUUCAUCAAUUGCUACUGUCGCUCUAGCUUUUGCCUAAUUUAUGAACCUGUGGAAGGAUUUGAGAUGGUUUCGGA